UUCAUUGGUGUUGAAUCAGCGGCACACAUUCGUAACUGAGCACCUUGGUAUAAAUAAGGCUGGUUUCAGGCAACAAUUUAAGGAAUACACGCUGGGUAUUACAUGCUUGCUUAGUUGAAUCUUGAUUCACUUGGACUGGGUCAGAAUGUGGAUUUCUGCAGCAUUCCUUCUCUUUGCAUUGACCGUAAACGGAGUCACGCCUCAAAGUUCUGUCAACUUAAGUCGAAGAUGCCCCACUGGCUGGGAGAAAUUUGGAACGAAAUGUUUUAAACAUUUCAGUGACCCCAAACCGUGGGCUGAGGCAGAGAAACAAUGUGUUGAAGUCGGAGGAAACCUUGCAUCUGUCCACACUGAACUCACUCACAGUUUCCUAAAGACCUUUCUGAAGAAACAAACUAAUAGCAUUUCCCGAACCUGGAUUGGUGCUCAUGAUGCAAUUAAGGGUUUUAUGUGGUUUUGGAGUGAUGGAUCAAAGUUUGAGUACAAUGACUGGCAUUCUGGUGAGCCAAAUAACGGAGGAGGAAAUGAACGUUGCGUAGAGAUGGGCUUUGGAGAUGAGCAACGCUGGAAUGAUGCACACUGCGAUACACAUCUCAAUUUCAUCUGUUACAGAAAGGCUAGAAUUGAUUUCUAAUCCUAAUUUUGAUUGCUAAAAUAAUAUCUCAUAUUUGUCCAUCACAGAUUUCUAAAACUCUGUGAGUUGCUGAUUGCAACAGGCAUGCUUUGAUUUUGAAUUUCAAUGUCAGUAUUUGCAAAAAUAAAUUAGAUUUUAAACUGGAAA
Puntigrus tetrazona (Sumatra barb) is the source of this 781-nucleotide messenger RNA. It is a transcript of the gene eslec, whose product is annotated as ladderlectin. The transcript is spliced from 6 exons. NCBI's taxonomy places the organism in Eukaryota, Metazoa, Chordata, Actinopteri, Cypriniformes, Cyprinidae. The coding region runs from base 146 to 634 and encodes 162 amino acids. The record is from RefSeq and is a predicted model, not a curated record.